Molecule: messenger RNA, 842 nt
Organism: Pieris brassicae (large cabbage white)
Lineage: Eukaryota; Metazoa; Arthropoda; Insecta; Lepidoptera; Pieridae
Exons: 1
Coding region: 235-744 (169 amino acids)
Biological process (GO): tRNA splicing, via endonucleolytic cleavage and ligation
Molecular function (GO): nucleic acid binding
Source: RefSeq, a predicted model, not a curated record
UUUGUUUUGCAUAAUCGCAUUUCGUAGAAAUACCGUGGGGAAGAUUUAAGAAAACAAGUGAAACGAUAGAAUAAAAUGUGAAUUAGUGACCGUAAAUAAGACUUGGCUUAAAGGUCUCGUUACCAGGCCAUAAAAUUAAAAAAAAAAGAAAUGCAUUUCGUAGUUUUACUGUUUUGGUAAACUAAAAUGUAAACAAACUUAUCCCUAAGAUAAAUAUAUUAACUGAUUAUUACUAUGGAUGUAGAAGCUAAAAUAAAGGAAGACAUGAAAGCCCUUGGCUGCACAAGUGAACAAAAAAUCUCUCUAGCACUUUAUUUAUACGUAACUUUAGUGGAUGAUCGACUUAUGUACGAUACUGAAUAUUGUUAUAAUACAGACAUAGAUACGCUUUACAUCGUUGCGAGACCAAAUAAAUUGCACAAAAUGAAUAUAUAUGUUCCAAUUCCAUCAAGUUUUGACCUAUCAUUAGAUUACAUAGGUAAGCUACAAGAAAACUUAUGUACCGUUGAGACAGGCCCUUCUAUAAACCUUGCUAUCUUUGAAGAGGACUUUACCAUGAAUAUUUAUACAUUUACAAAAAAUUUGGAACCUCGUCAAAGCGACGAAAAAGCAACAAAGUUGAAAUUGAAAGAGGAGCGACGCACUUUUAUUAAUGGUGAAUUAAAGAAACACAAAGAAAGUAUUUUGAAUGAUGCUCUCAAUGGUGGCUUUGUUGAUGAUGAUGAUUGUGAAAUUGUAGGCUGAAUUCUUACAUCUCAAGAUUAGACAUUUGAAAAUAUAAAUGAUAAUUUUAGUUUUCAUUCUCCAAUCAUAUAUCUACAAUAUAUUUGCAUCAUCAUGAA